AUGCCAGUUGCAGUGCCAUUUAUGACGCCGGCGUUGUUGUCAACCAUAAGAAAACAGAAAAACCUGCCACAUGAUACAUGGUAUAUAAUCGCAGCAACGGUUCUCACACUCCUCAACCGCCCGGACGAGAUCCGUACGGUGUACCGGGAGGCGAUGGACCGAGGGCCCCGAAGUAUGGACAUCAAGGCAAACCUAGAGGAACAACUGACCAUCUCGCGAAGACUACGCGAAGCACUAAUCAAGGCAUCCGCUGUGGGCGGCAUCCCUAAGUCUAUCAACGCGCUUUUAUCGCUCAAGGAAGUUACACCAGUCCAUUUACUGGACGAGCCUGGGUCAUCCACGCCAACUGGACGAUGGGCGGAUAUGUUCGAGGCUCCUUCGUCUCAGAUCUUGGACCGAGGGCAGUCCUUCUUCAACAAGGUCUACGGCAAGGUAGCAAAGAGGAUAAUGGAACAGAUGGACAGAUCAGGUACCGAGGAUCUUGGCCUUGUGGCGCGAUUAGUGUACGGCCACCUGCUUAGCAACACUCGAGUCUUGUCCUCUGCCGAGACUUCAUUCGUGCUGAUAGCGGGACUAAUUCCGCAAGAUGUGAACCCGCAGCUCAAGGGCCAUCUGCGGGGGGCAUUGAACGGCGGCGCUACCGUUGAGGAGGUGAGAGCGGUUCGGGAAGUAGCCGUGACGAUCUGCGAGGCAGCGGGCAUGACGAGGCUGGCUGAAAACGCUACGGGUGGGUGGGGGUGGAGAAGCGAGGUUGCCAACGUGUAG
Molecule: messenger RNA, 765 nt
Organism: Pseudomassariella vexata
Lineage: Eukaryota; Fungi; Ascomycota; Sordariomycetes; Amphisphaeriales; Pseudomassariaceae
Product: AhpD-like protein
Exons: 4
Coding region: 1-765 (254 amino acids)
Source: RefSeq, a predicted model, not a curated record